Helianthus annuus (common sunflower) is the source of this 2690-nucleotide messenger RNA. RefSeq lists its product as uncharacterized. Bases 146 to 2494 code for a protein of 782 amino acids. NCBI's taxonomy places the organism in Eukaryota, Viridiplantae, Streptophyta, Magnoliopsida, Asterales, Asteraceae. The record is from RefSeq and is a predicted model, not a curated record. The transcript has 4 exons.
CUUGCUUCUUCCCCAAUCUUCUCCACCCCGCCAUUUACACCUUCAAAAACCCCCCAACUCUCUCUCUCUCUCUCUCUCUCUCUCUCUCUACAUUGGAGCACCUUCACCUUCAACACUCACUCUCAUCCUCCACUAUUUCCACACAAUGAUCCCUCACACAUACUCAACCGACGCUCAGUCCCAAUCCGCUGACCUCGCCGCCACAAUCGCCGCCGCCUCAACACCGGAGCAAAUCUCCGCAGUGUGCGCCGCCGUGGAACUCUUCCUGAACAAACACUCGCCUGACCAGUCGCGGUGGUUCUUCUCUAUCACGUUUCCAACCCUAAUUUGCAGGUUAUUCGGUUUCGACGAAGUUCAAAACCCUAGCAGUAACAGGAACGGUAUCGGUAAUGGUUGGAUUGACGUUUUGGCGGCGGUUGAUGAUGCGGAGGUUUCUGGUAAGGUUUUUCAGCUUUUUAAUCCGACUGGUGUGUUAUUGAGCUCUGUUGUGGAUGUUGAUCGUUUAUCUGUUGUUAAAUAUGUGUUUCCGAUUGAACGGUUGCCUGAAUGGAUCCGUUUGACGCUACAAAACGGUAGGAAUUGUGGUGUUUUGUCUCAAUUGUGUCCACUCUUGAAAGGAAGGCUUAUAGAGGGAGUUUCGUGUCAGGUUCAGUUGAAUAUUAUAGAGUAUUACUUGUUUUGGUUUGCUUAUUAUCCUGUUAGUAAAGGAAGUUGUGAGAAUCGUACCGUUGUUAGCUCUAGGGUUAGUAAAAGGUCUAGGUUAGAGAGUUGGGCUUCUAAGUCGGUUUCGGUUCUCGGUAAUGUUAGGAAACUACGUGGAAAUGAGCGGAAGAACGGGGACGGUGGUAGUUUGUAUAUUCAGCUUUUGAAUGCUUAUCUUCGUUUCUUUGUGCCGUUGAAUGAUUUGAAUGCUCAAUCGCCUUACCGGAGUUCUUUGUUGCAUUACUCGUCAAGUUACGAUACGUCGGUUUCUGAGAAUGCGGAGUUUUUUGUGCACACGCUUGUACAUUUCUGGAUUGUGGAUAAUGACUUUUCACCUUUGCCAGUGAAACUGUGCAAGUCAUUUGGUGUCGUGCUUCCUUCUUGGCCGGUUUUGACUGAGCUUCCUCCCACAGCUGGUUUGGGUGAGGUUGUUAAUGUGUUUGUGAAGUAUCUGAAUUCAAGUUUACUUUCGAAUAGUAUUGAGGGGUGUGAUCAGGUGGAACUUAGUAAAGUUGCUACAUGGGGGGGCACGGGUUCUGUUGAUAUGAAGUAUAUGGAUGCGUUUCCUAGUAUGGGAUCUAUCGGUUAUUGGAACUCUUGUAUUCAGAGGCCAGUAUAUAGAUACAUUCUGAGAACAUUCUUGUUUUUCCCUGUGGAAACUUCCUUGAAGAAUGUCUCUCAGGUGUUUUCCCUUUGGGUUAACUAUAUGGAACCGUGGGCCGUUAGUUUGGAUGAGUUUCCAGAGACUCAUGCAAAUGUAGAUAGUUUGAAGAAAGAUUCUAUAAAGGAAGUUAAUGUGUCUCAUUCACGUGAAUAUACAUCAUCUUGGCAAGGGUAUGUGUUAUCAAACUACCUUUUCUACAGUUCCUUGGUUAUGCACUUCAUUGGGUUUGCUCACAAGUUCAUUCACACGGAUCCAGAACUCAUCGUGCAGAUGGUAUCCAAGGUUGUAAAUGUAUUAACAUCGUCCAGGGAACUUUUGGACAUCAUAGAAAAUGUAGAGACUGUUUUUCAUUCCUCUCCAGCAGGAUCAUCCAAGUCAAUGCUUAAUUCAUUGUAUAGAUUUAUUCCCUCAAUCCGCGAGCAAUUACAGGACUGGGAAGAUGGCCUAUCUGAAACUGAUGCUGAUGGAUCAUUCAUGCAUGAAAACUGGAAUAAAGAUCUGAAGCUAUUUAGCACAAGUGAAGACGGUGGACAGCAACUUCUUCAGCUCCUUGCUCUGCGUGCCGAGUCAGAGCUUCAAGCCAUCUCAAGUGAAAACCUUCAAAGCAGCCUACAACUUCUAACUUGUUUAAAAGCCCGAAUGGGUUGCUUAUUUGGUAGCAAUAUGAUGACAUAUCCUACCACACCAGAAAGCAGCAAACAAGCCGAAAAGUCACGUCAUGAAGUAUUCAGCCCUAAAACUGCUGGAAAGCGCCAUACAACUGACAUAAGGUACAAGGGUGACUGGAUGAAGAGACCAAUUUCCAACGAUGAGGUUGCAUGGCUGGCGAAUUUACUGGUGAAACUUUCUUGGUGGCUAAACGAUAUUCUUGGGCUCAACUCAUGGGAAAAUGAUGAUGUGGGGCCCUCUACAUGGUCAUAUGUGGAGGUUUCUGGUGAUGCGGGUUCCAAAGUUUAUGGAGUUAAGGAUACAUCGAGAUUGGGUAGGGAGGCUGUGAAGUUGAUGAGGCAACAUGGUAUAAGGGUGAAUUUGAGAAUAUUGGCUUCAAAGAAAAUAGUGCUGGUGCUCUUUAUCGCCAUUGCGUUUAGCGCGCUCAAGAGAAUGUUUUCCGACUUUCCUGUUGCAUAAUGAUAGAGGCGCGUGUUCGUCUUUUCCAUGUGGUUUGAACUCAUGGCCAGUUUUGAUACGUGAGCAGAUAGAUGUCAUGUAAUAGGGAAAGUAUAAUUGAAACUACGAGGUUGAAGUCACGAACUCUUUUGCUCUUUAAGUGUGAAUUUAUGAUACAAGGGAAAGCAGCUCAACAAAUACACACAUAUUACACAUA